AUGAUGUUUGGAGCCAUCGUCAGUACUCUCGAUCCUUUCAUCACUGCAUCUCAGCUACACAGUCUUGGAACAGCCAAGCCUCUAAUUCUGAUUAUAGAGGGCGAGUCUUUGUUUACUGACGGCACCGCCUUCAUCACAUUUGAAGUGUUUAAAGAUCUCGCCACUCAUCAGAUCAACGCUUCAUAUUUCACUGUGAAACUGGUUCUGAAGGUUUUGGGGAGUCCUCUUAUUGGAUUUAUUAUGUCAAAGAUUGUUACCUUUUGGCUGUCACACGUCUUCGAUGAUGGGCUCAUAGAAAUAACGAUCAGCCUCGCCAUGACCUACAUCUCAUUUUAUCUGGCUCAGUGGUUGGACAUGUCUGGAGUUAUUGCAGUUCUUAUAAUGGUGCUUCUGCUGGACACGAUCACCUUCAGUCCUGAAAUUGAAGUCUUCCUGUUACGAUUCUGGGAGAUGUUGACGUUCCUGGCCAACACUCUUAUCUUCUUCAUCAGUGGCAUCGUCAUUGCCCAGGCAUUUCAUAACGUGGCUUUUAGCUGGUGA
Messenger RNA from Pygocentrus nattereri (red-bellied piranha), 540 nucleotides. Its product is annotated as sodium/hydrogen exchanger 7-like. Gene Ontology annotation, cellular component: membrane. The transcript has 6 exons. The coding region runs from base 1 to 540 and encodes 179 amino acids. Gene Ontology annotation, biological process: proton transmembrane transport. The record is from RefSeq and is a predicted model, not a curated record. Lineage: Eukaryota; Metazoa; Chordata; Actinopteri; Characiformes; Serrasalmidae. Gene Ontology annotation, molecular function: sodium:proton antiporter activity.